UAUUUGUGAGUACUCGUGAUCACUGAUGAGUUUUGCGGAGCUGCAGGAGAGUAGGCGCGUGCGUGUGGGCGUGUGAGUGCGCGCGCCUGAGUGUGUGUGGAUCUCUUCAGCACGGACUGCAAACUUUGCGCGCGCGCGUGUGUGUGUGAGAGCAGUAAAGAUGGAGGGAGUUACACAGUGAGCGCGCGGACCCUGGAUUUUCUAUAAUAAUAAUAAUAAUAAUAAUAAUAAUAGUAAUAAUGUACGCUGGACGGAAGAGGAGGAAGCCCGUGCAGAGAGCGGUGAAGGCUCCUCCCACUGAGGGGGUGAAGUCCAACCCCUCCAAGCGCCACAGGGACCGCCUGAAUUCAGAGCUGGAGCGACUGGCCCGCCUGCUGCCCUUCCCCGAGGAGGUGACCUCCAGCCUGGACAAACUGUCCAUCCUGCGGCUCAGCGUCAGCUACCUGAGAGCCAAGAACUUCUUCACCGUCGCCCUCAAGAACCACACCAACAGCAGUAACCAUGACAACAGUAAAGCCACGGGAUUGGUGGACGGAUGGCUGCCAGAGGGGGAGCUGCUUCUGCAGGCUCUCAGUGGGUUUGUGCUGGUGGUCACAUCCGAAGGGAUCAUAUUCUACGCUUCACACACGAUUCAGGAUUACCUUGGAUUCCAUCAGACGGAUGUAAUGCACCAGUCAGUGUUUGAGCUGAUUCAUACAGAGGAUCAGCAGGCUUUUAGACGGAACCUGCAUUGGGCCCUCAACCCCCCAUCCACUGCAGCCCCGACCCACGAGUCCCCACAAGAUGGAGACGGCGUCUCCAGCUCAGCUCUGGUGACCUACAACCCCGAGCAGCUCCCGCCUGAAAACUCCUCCUUCCUGGAACGGAGCUUUGUCUGCCGCUUCCGCUGCCUCCUCGACAACUCCUCCGGGUUUCUGGCGCUGAAUCUACAGGGCCGUCUCAAGUUCCUCCACGGGCAGAACAGACGACUGGACGAUGGGGGUCAGGUCCCGCCCCAGCUGGCCCUGUUUGCUGUAGCCACACCCCUCCAGCCUCCCUCCAUUCUGGAGAUCCGCACCAAAAACAUGAUCUUCAGAACCAAGCACAAGCUGGACUUCACUCCAAUGGCCUGUGACGCCAAGGGUAAGAUCGUUCUGGGCUACACCGAGGCAGAAUUAAGAGUCAGAGGAACCGGUUACCAGUUCAUCCACGCAGCCGACAUGUUGUACUGCGCAGAGAACCACGUUCGCAUGAUUAAGACUGGGGAGAGUGGCCUGACGGUGUUCCGACUCCUCACAAAGGACAACCGUUGGAAAUGGGUGCAAGCCAACGCUAGACUCGUGUACAAGAAUGGCAAGCCUGACUAUAUCAUCGCUACACAGAGGCCACUCGGAGAGGAAGAAGGAGGCGAGCAUCUGAGGAAACGCUCCAUGCACCUCCCUUUCACCUUUGCCACAGGGGAGGCCUUGCUGUACGAGACCAGUUACCCUAUUCCUGGCUUCCCUAACAACAUGCUAACCAAAGGCAAGAGUGGCAGGGCCAAGAAGGGAAAGGGGGACAAAGGCUUCAAAGAUUCGCUGGACCCAAGUUCCCUGCUGGGGGCAAUGAUGAGGCAGGACGAGUCUGUGUACGUCUGCCAACCUGCAGUAGAGCCCAAACUACCAUACCACAGCAGCCUGUUUGGUGAGCUUGGACAAACUAGUGCUUUUUCUGCAACUGGAGAAAGGUGGGACUGUGUGCCAGACACCAUAACUGGAGGCUCCAAGCCAGAUCUGUCGAGUUUUGACCCCCUGCUUUCCACACUGGACUCUCUAUCCUUGGAGAGUGAGGAGAACUGCUCCAACAGUGAGUUGUUCAAUGCACUGGAGAACCUUGGACUGAACGCUGAGGAUCUGGAGCUUCUUCUCCUGGAUGAGAGGAUGAUCCGGGUGGAGAUGGAGCCACAUUACAUCCCAUCCCUCAACGACCUCCUCACCAACAACGAGAUCCUCUCCUAUAUCCACGAUUCACUGGAGAAUCAGACUGUGGAUUCUACCUGCGAUGGAGACAGUCAAGUUCCUGUUCCUGUACCGGACCUUCUGGACCCUGUUCAAGGUCCAUCUGAGCCCUAUGUCCCUCCCCCUGGCCCUGUCACUGAGCCUGACCCUACUGCUGUGUCAAGUACGUACCUUCCCUACCACCUGUCUAGGCAAGUGUCCCCUAUCCUGCAACUCUCACAGCAGAUGCAGCAGCACCUGAGUGCUCAGUCUCUACACAAUAAAUGUCAUACCUGGAUACCUGAGCCACAGGGAAGCAAAACCAACGUGGACAGGCUACCUCAGAACAGCUCUGGACUAGUUAAUGCAGUUACUGGGGUCCACAAUGGUCACUGGAUCCCUCAACACACACAGGCAAGUCUGGACGAUCCCACUGAGGUCAAUAGCAAGUUGCCGGAAACAAAUAAACAGCAACAGAGUUGGCAGGAUGGCCAGCUUCAGUCCCAGUGUCCCUACAAACAAAAACCUUCUCAUGAAAGUGACCCUCACAAUGGGGUCUACAGUGAUGCCCAAUGGCAAGGAUACAACUUCAUAAACCAGGUGGACCCCUCAGCCAGUGGAUCUUGUGCAGGGAAUUCCCAUGUGGAUUACAAUAUCGCCACUGGGUCAGGGAUGGAAUUUACAAUGAAUAGUAACUCAGUAGGAGACAUAUGCCAGUUUCAGGGUGUUGUCGCAACAUCCUCAUCCUUUCAGCAGGUUUAUCAGAAGCAGCAACAGCCAAAGGCCCCACCCACAUUUUUCUCCUAUACCAAUCAGAACUCCUCACUGGAGCAUAUCCUAGUUUUGCCCCCACCUCAGGAACUCCCAUCAUUGGAUGCCUAUGAAAUAUUUGACUCAGCCCCACCACAUGACACCAUCCACAGCAAGACGGAAAACGGCUGUGUCCUCAACUCCACCAGUGUGGCCUACACAGCAAACUGCCUGCUACCCAACGGCACCGUGGCAACCGCGCCCAACAACAGCCCCCACCCCCGUCCUGAGCCCCUCCCACCAAUCCCUGAUCCGCAGACCACUGGCUUCUACCUCUAACGGCCCCCACGCCACGGACCGAUCAGCACAAAACCUUCCCCGGGCCCAGAGGGGGCGUCGGACUGACCGUCAGGAAGAAAAGACUUGAAAAUGAACUGUAGAGGAAACUGUCGUUCCUUGUGUCGAUCUGUUUCGGAUCCAGAUGUCAAAUUUUGAUGCUGAACGAUAAGGUGGGACGUCUGCGUUAACCAGAGUUAACGGAGUUGAUAAGUAAAGAUAAAAUGACGACGAGCGAGUGCAGUGUUGGCAGGUCACCGGUCAUCCAGUGUUGACCUACAGAUUAUCACGCUAGAUGGCGAAGAUGCAGUGUUAGCGAUGUUAUUGGUCAGUAUGUGUCAGUGCAGUAUGCGAAAAUGUGUGUGCGUGU
Messenger RNA from Colossoma macropomum (tambaqui), 3411 nucleotides. RefSeq names its product aryl hydrocarbon receptor 1b (gene ahr1b). Gene Ontology annotation, cellular component: nucleus; aryl hydrocarbon receptor complex. Gene Ontology annotation, biological process: regulation of transcription by RNA polymerase II. The coding region runs from base 240 to 3044 and encodes 934 amino acids. The transcript is spliced from 11 exons. The record is from RefSeq and is a predicted model, not a curated record. Lineage: Eukaryota; Metazoa; Chordata; Actinopteri; Characiformes; Serrasalmidae. Gene Ontology annotation, molecular function: protein dimerization activity; transcription cis-regulatory region binding; nuclear receptor activity.